AAUUCAAAUAAUAUUCUCAUCACCAAUGACAAUAGUGGUGGUAAUAUUGUCGGUAAUCAUCAAUCAUCAUCAUCAUCAUUGAUGACCAUGCAUCAUUCAACAGCAACAGCAACAACACAACCACCAUUAUCACCAUCACCAAUAUCAAUGAUGGCAACAGCAGCAUCAGCAACGAUAAUUGAUCAACAACAAUCGAAUAUUACAAUCGAUAGUAAUAUUGAUCAUGAACAUCUAUCACAUGCUCAUCCUCAUCAACAUCAUCCGCAACUUUCUCAUCAUUUACAUUCACAUCCUCAUAUUUCUCAUCAUCAGCAUCAUCAUUAUCAACAACAACAACAGCAUCAUCAUCAAGCAACAACGUUACAGCAGCAACAACAACAGCAAAGAAUUCGUCGUCCAAUGAAUGCCUUUAUGGUAUGGGCAAAAGCUGAACGUAAACGUUUGGCCGAUGAAAAUCCGGAUCUACAUAAUGCUGAUCUAAGUAAAAUGCUUGGCAAACGAUGGAAAUCAUUAUCACAUCAAGAACGUCGACCAUUCGUUGAAGAAGCUGAAAGGCUACGCGUACAACAUAUGCAAGAUCAUCCAAAUUAUAAAUAUAGACCUCGUAGAAAAAAGAAUUGUAAACGUAGUGCCGUUACCGCAAACACUACGACAAUUACGUCGCCAAAAUCUACGACAACAACAUCAGCAAAUCGUAAUAAUAAUAAUAAUGGCCAUAUAAAGAAUUCAAAGAAAUCAACAUUAUCAUCAACAUCAUCAUCAUCGGCUUUAUUAUAUCAGCAGCAACAACAACAGCAACAGACAUCUUCGCAAAUAAUGUCAUCACAUGAUAUGGCUGAUAAUUCAUCCAUUAGUUCUCCAUCAUUAGAUUAUGGUGGUGUACAAACACCAGAUUCAUCUCCACAUGGUAGCCCAAUAAAUCAAUCAGCCGAUAUUAUCUAUAAUAAUAAUAGAUUCAAUCAACAUUCACCACGUUCAUUCUAUAAUCAUAAUAAUUAUACUACUACCACCAAUACCACCGGUCCAAUAUCAUCGAUUGGUUCGAUGAAUAAUUCAGGUCAACAAACAACAUUAGUCAUGAAUGAUCAGAUCUCUUCAACGAAUCCAUUGGAUUAUCCACCACCACCACCACCAUCAUUAUUAUCAUCAUCUCGUCAAGGAAAAGGAACAGCUAAAUCAUCAUCAUUACCAACACCGGAAAUCUCACCUGUUGAAAAUGAUUUACAUCACUCCCAUCAUCAUCAUCUUCAUCAACAUCCACAUCAACAACAUGUAUAUGGGUUACAUACUAGUAGUGGUGGAUCACAUCAUCAUCAUCAUCUUCAUCAUCAACAUGGAUCACAAUUGAAUGAUCUGCAUACAAUGUAUCCACCAACACCAUCACAACAUCAAUCGAUUUUCCAUCAUCAUCCACAACAGCAACAACAACAAUAUCAUCCUACACAAACAUAUGGUAGUGUUGAUGUUAAUAAUAAAUUAUCACCGAAUAAAUCCAUAGCUAAUACGAAUGAAUUGAAUAAUUCAAUUCAAUCAUCGAUAAAAUCAUCGAUUGAUCCAUUUAAUGAAUUAAUUAGUCGUUUUAGUGGUUCAUCAACAUUUUUAAGGAAUGUAUGUCCACCAUAUUCAUAUCGUCAUCAACAACAACAACAAUUAUCACCAACAAAUCAUCAAUCAGAUUCAUCAUCAGCCAUCACUAUUGAUAUCAACGAUCAACGAAAUUGUAGCCCAUAUUCUGGAAUGGAAAAAUCGCCAAUGAGUUAUCCAUAUGAUCAACCACCACCACCGCCUCAACCACCAAGAUCAAUGCUACAACAUCAAUUGGAAUUACCAAUCAAUAAUAAUGAAUCAUCACCGUCAUCUGCAUCAUCGAUUACGCCAAUAUCAUCAUCAUAUCAUCAUAGAUCAUGGUCAAACCCAAUCGAUACGACAAUGAUGAUGAAUCAUACAUUAUAUGGUGCUGCUGUUGGCAAUUAUUCUUUAUCGAUGUAUAAUAAUAAUAAUAAAAUUGAAUCAAAACCAGAAACAAUGUAUACUGGAAAUAUUUAUCAAUCGAAUGAUACGAAUCUUUACUAUGGACAGAAUAAUUUUGAUGCUGGUAGCAGUAAUGAUCCAAAUAUAGCAUUCCAUUAUGGUACAAAUAGUAAUAGUCCUCGAUCGAAUACAAUCAUAUCGAAUGAAUUACAUUCAGAUUUAAUAUCAACAAUUGGUACUGGUGGUGGUAAUGUAAUGGAUAAUAACAGUAUAGUAACACCCACAACAACAACAACAUCAUCAUCAUCAACAACAACAACGAUGAAUAAUUAUCAUCAUUGUGAUUCAAGUAAUUCCGAAUUGAUUGCUGCAUUAGCCGAAACUCGUGAAAUCAUUUCAUGAGAAAAAUCCCAAAACACACACAUACACACACACACACACAUAAAAAACUGAUAAUACCUACAAAUGACGAGCUUAUAAGAAAACGAAUCAAAAAAAAAAAAUACUUUAUCCGGAAAAAAGUGCAAAUCUUCUUUUUCUCAUUAAUCAAUCAAUCAACCAUUUAGAUACAAUAUGAACACAACCAAAUCCUGUUCAUUUUACAAAUGUCACAAAUUUUUUUUUCUCUCUCUCUCUCUCUCUCUCUCUCUCUCUCUCUCUCAUUACAAUCGAUUCA
Dermatophagoides farinae (American house dust mite) is the source of this 2647-nucleotide messenger RNA. The record is from RefSeq and is a predicted model, not a curated record. NCBI's taxonomy places the organism in Eukaryota, Metazoa, Arthropoda, Arachnida, Sarcoptiformes, Pyroglyphidae.